GUUGACUGGUGAUGUCAUUUCCGAUUACAAAUUUCUUACCCCCACCACCGAUAUGCUCUCUCCAGUCCUCCAUGGGCAUCACCCACAUUCACCACCAUGAACGGCGCGCACUCUACAUGUGUUGUAUCCGAAGCAUGUGUACUCAAUUUAAAAAUAACAGGAAUAUUAUUAUCUUGUUGACCCAUUCUGUAUUGUGUUUAUAGCGUUACUAAUAUUGUUCAUAAUUUUCCAAAAUACAAAAUAAACAUUUGUAACUGCCAUAAUAAUAGCUUUUUAUAUCAAUAGAAUGAACGGAACUCUAAAGAGAUUUCUGCAAUUGUAUCCAAUAGCGCGUAAUUGGAGAGUUCUAUCAAAUUAUUUGGUACCAUUACAAUCGAUACAGAAAGUAUCACGAGUUUAUAGUACUAGCUUGACAGAUCAUACGCAGCUGGAAAAUUGUAUAUCACCGAUAGAAAAAAACUAUGUAUCUACUGAUGUCAAGACAUCAUAUAAAUCUAUGGAAAUAUUGGAGAAAGCAGCAAGAAAUUAUACAGAUAUGACUGCACAUGAUGCUAUUGAUGCAAUAUUUACAUUAUUUAGAGUUUCUAAAGAUACAAGAGAGGAUUUGCAAAAUAUCAAGCGGCAUGUAGGCUUUUUACGUCUGUGGGAAGUGUUACACAGAAAUAUUAGACUUUUGAAAACUAGCGAGAUUAUUAGCAGUUUGAGAAUGUUAGCAUAUUUCAAGAUUUCAGAUAACUGUGUUUUAUCUCAGUUACUAUUGCAAAUGAUUCGUGCAAACGUAAAUGAGAUGUCACUUGAUGAAAUAAUCAGUAUAUUUAUAUUAUUAAAGAAAAUGGAUAGUACACCAUUGAAAGAUGCUUUACUGAUAGCUCUACCUGUUGUAUUUGAGACACAACUAUCCACAAAAUUGGAUUCAGAUAACAUUUUUAUGCUGGCACGAGCAUUAAGAUUUAUAAGUGAAAAUAAUAUUAAAAAUCCAGAAGUACAAAAUAUCUUACUCAAGUCAUUAAAAAAACUUGAAAAGGAUCUAAAUGUACAAACAGCUCGAUCCAUCUUUUGUAGUUUAUGUAUUAUCUCUUAUUCGUCUCCAGCUUUUUUAGCCUUUGAAUUGCUAUUUAACGUUCAAAAGAUUUUAAUAAGUGAUGCAAAACAAUUGAGUGUUUCAGAGAUAAUAAAAGCGCUCAGUAAACUGGUACUUGUCACUUCAAGGAACAAAGAAUAUGGAUACAAAUUCUAUAAUGAAGCACUGGUGGAUGCUUUUGUCAAUUCAGCAUUAUCCACAGAUAUUUCUUUUGAAGAUUGUAUCUAUUUGCUGAAACUUUUAAAUGAGCUGAACUACGCGCAUAUACCCUUGCUGGAGUAUUUAGCAGCAAAAUGCUUUGAGCAACCAAAUCUGUUAAAAAAUGCAUCGUAUUUCAGAAUAUUUAUUUUCUUAGAAGGAUUAAUUAAUGCCGAUUACAAGCCAGUAUUUUGGGAUAUUAUACGAGAUGCGAUAUUAGCGAAUAAAAUGGAGAUCAAAGUUUACAACAGAUCUAUGAUUAAAUUUGCUCUGCAUUUGAUUGCAUUGGAUUGUUAUAGCCCAAAUUUAAUCAGCAAAGUCUUUUCUCAAAUUAUAAAAACCAAUGAACCAAUGGAAGAUAUUUAUGUGAGAGAACUGUUACUUUUAUAUCAGAGUGUUAAAACGCUGUAUCCUAUGUAUAAUGGACCAUGGCCAUCACACGAUAUACUUGAACAUGCUAUAAGCAUACACAAAACAUUGCUUAGUCCUAUAUUUUCGACAUUUUCUUUAAAAACGGCAUUAGAACUAGCAUUAGGUGGUCCUCAAUAUGUUCAUAAUGACUUGAAGACAAAACUUGGACAUUAUAUUGAUCACGUUGUUGUAAUGAGGAAAGGUGGAUAUCCUGUUGCAAUUAAUACAGUUACAUUAAAUGAAACUAAUACAACAUAUAUUGAAGAUAUACAAACUCCAAGCGAAAGUCAGAUGAUACUUAUUUUCAAUUUACCUGACGCUGCAUACGCUGUGAAUUCUCAAAGAUUAAAAAGUACAUGGUCAUUAAAAGUAAAAUCCGUAGAAGCAUUAAUAAAAACCAGCGUAAUUGCGAUCAACUCUAAUUCUUGGAUGAAACUACCAGAGUAUGAAAGACUUCCCUAUCUAAUGCGAGCUAUAAAACUAAAGUGUGAAGACGACUCAUUUUUAACGAAAUAAAAUAAUAUUUUGUAAACGAUACAAAAGUUAG
Wasmannia auropunctata (little fire ant) is the source of this 2237-nucleotide messenger RNA. RefSeq lists its product as uncharacterized. The record is from RefSeq and is a predicted model, not a curated record. The transcript has 6 exons. NCBI's taxonomy places the organism in Eukaryota, Metazoa, Arthropoda, Insecta, Hymenoptera, Formicidae. Bases 287 to 2206 code for a protein of 639 amino acids.